This is a messenger RNA of Desarmillaria tabescens, 1830 nucleotides long. Its product is annotated as GH16 beta-1,3-glucan recognition protein. The transcript is spliced from 10 exons. Lineage: Eukaryota; Fungi; Basidiomycota; Agaricomycetes; Agaricales; Physalacriaceae. Gene Ontology annotation, biological process: carbohydrate metabolic process. Bases 1 to 1830 code for a protein of 609 amino acids. Gene Ontology annotation, molecular function: hydrolase activity, hydrolyzing O-glycosyl compounds. The record is from RefSeq and is a predicted model, not a curated record.
AUGCCUCCUUCAGCACCAUCCUCAUCUUCACCCAUCGUGGGAUCUAACGACGAAAUGUCUGUGCCUCGUGCCCAUGCACAUUUUAUCAUCGAGUCUGAUGGCGAGGAAAACGACACGUUCCCUGAGGUGCCGACUCCUCACCGCUCGACCAGCAACGGUCACGGAGCUAUGGACUCACCCCCCCAGACGCCUCGUACCAAUAGCUUCGGCCAGUCGACGGCGAAAAACCCCUUCUCACCGCCAGCCAGCGUACUUAGCUUCAGUACGCCAACAGAGUCGCCUAUGCAAACCCCGGCAUUUCUCCCGACCCAGUACCCGUUCCCGGAAACUGCGCCGAGAAGCGGCAUUACGUCGCUCGCCACUAGCAUGGCUGAUUUGCGCCGUACCUCCUCGUCCCUAGGUAGUCACCCUCAGACGGCUGAAUCUCAGAGGGCAAGCUAUCUUCGUUCGCGGGAAGCUUUUACUUCACCCCCUACACGGCCUCUCACUUUGUACAACACUCCCCCCGUCACCAAGGUAGCCAGGGAACGUCCCAAGUCGACGAUGCUCACCCCCGAAAACGCCCCGGAGAAACCAUGGGUGGUGAACAAGGAUAGACGUGCUACCAUUUCAUACUUCGUAACCUAUGGCGUAGCCUUCCUUGGAAUUGUCGCCAGCGGCCUCAAGAUCUACUUUGACUGGAAAGCUCUUCCCGUCCUGACCGGCAACUUGUGCUCGAUCCUUGACGAAGAUUUCUCAAGCGGAAAUGACGUCUUUGGUGACAAUGGUGUCUUCUUCCGAGAGGUUGACAUGAGUGGCUUCGGCAACGGCCAAUUUGAAAUGACGACUUCUUCUCUCAAUAAUUCAUUCGUUCAGAACAACCGUUUGUAUAUUCUCCCCACACUGACCGAAGACAGUAUCGGCAGGGAUGCAAUACUCAAUGGGCACGUUUAUAAUAUUACCGAUUGCACGUACAACAUUACUCGCGGACAGUCUUACACCGAUUCCUCCUCGUCGGUCAACACAGGUACCACCACAAUUGGUAGCGAUGAGGACUUUGAUGCCGAAUCCUACUACGCUGCCUGUUCUGCUGUGAGCAACUUUACAACAGGACAGAUCAUCAAUCCUAUUCAAAGUGCAAGAAUAAGCACGAGGAGCAGCGCUAACAUCCGGUAUGGAAAGGUCGAGGUUAGGGCUAAGAUUCCAACUGGGGACUGGAUGUGGCCUGCUAUUUGGAUGCUUCCCGUCGAUAAUACGUACGGCGACUGGCCUCUAAGCGGUGAAAUUGAUAUCAUGGAAUCUCGAGGAAACGGGAUUUCAUAUCCUAGACAGGGAUCCAACUAUGUUCGUGGUUCACUCAACUGGGGACCUGUCUCUUGGUACAAUGCUGUGGCCAAGACGUACGGAUGGUGGACUCUCCGGCGAGGAAGCUACGCCGAUGAUUUCCACACGUAUUCCAUAGAGUGGACCGAUAAGUUCAUGCGGAUUUACGUCGACACUCGCUUGCAUCACAUGUUCCAAAUGAGCAUAAAAGAAUCCUUCUGGGACCUCGGAGAAUUCCCGUCGACUACCACGAAUGGCUCAGAGACCAUCGCGCUACAGAACCCGUGGGUCAAUGGAUCCACAUCAGCACCGUUUGAUCAAAGGUUCUAUCUCAUAUUGAAUGUUGCUAUUGGCGGAACAAAUGGAUGGUUCGAAGACGGCUAUGGCGACAAGCCGUGGCUAGAUGGGUCUUCGACUGCGAUGAGGGACUUUUACAACAAGAAGGACACCUGGUAUGCGACCUGGCCGGAGGAUGUGGAACAGCGCGCCUUUGUGAUUGACUCUGUCAAAAUGUGGGAACGGUGUUAA